Haplochromis burtoni (Burton's mouthbrooder) is the source of this 1007-nucleotide messenger RNA. Its product is annotated as glutathione S-transferase omega-1. Lineage: Eukaryota; Metazoa; Chordata; Actinopteri; Cichliformes; Cichlidae. The record is from RefSeq and is a predicted model, not a curated record. Gene Ontology annotation, biological process: glutathione metabolic process. Gene Ontology annotation, molecular function: glutathione transferase activity; glutathione dehydrogenase (ascorbate) activity. The transcript is spliced from 6 exons. Gene Ontology annotation, cellular component: cytoplasm. The coding region runs from base 131 to 850 and encodes 239 amino acids.
UGACACGCUCACCACGGAAAUAGUGUAUAAAAUUAAUAAUCAGCCAUACUGCUUGCUCUCUGACUUUCUUUCUCGGUCAGGUGUAGUCGGUCACCGUUUCGGCUCUUCGUCUACCACUUGAAGUGCCAACAUGUCCACUGAAAAAUGUUUCGCUAAUGGUAGUGCCGCACCUGGUCCAGUGCCCAAAGGCCACAUUAGACUGUACAGCAUGAGGUUCUGCCCUUUUGCCCAGAGGACCAGAUUAGUGUUGAAUGCCAAAGGAAUCACAUAUGACACCGUCAACAUCCACCUGAAAGACAAACCAGACUGGUUUCUUGAGAAGAAUCCUCUUGGUCUUGUCCCAACGCUUGAGACACCUGCUGGUGAGGUGAUAUACGAGUCACCCAUCACCUGUGAAUACCUGGAUGAAGUUUACCCUGAAAAGAAGCUGCUUCCCUCCUCUCCCUUUGCUAAGGCUCAGCAAAAGAUGAUGCUGGAGCACUUUUCCAAAGUGACACCAUACUUCUACAAGAUCCCAAUGGGUAGAAGGAAUGGAGAGGAUGUCUCUGGACUGGAAGCUGAACUGAAAGAAAAAUUAGCCAAAUUAAGUAAGGACCUUGCUAAUAAGAAGACCAAGUUCUUUGGCGGUGAUUCCAUAACAAUGAUUGACUACAUGAUGUGGCCUUGGUUUGAGAGGCUGGUGACCUUUGAGUUGCAACACUGUCUGGAUGGUACACCUGAGCUGAAGAAGUGGACAGAGCGCAUGCGGGAGGAUCCAGCUGUUAAAGCCACCAUGUACAGCACAGACACCUACAAGGCCUUCUACAAGACCUAUGUUGAUGGGAAACCUGACUAUGACUAUGGCCUGUAGAAAAUUAGCAGUGAGACCACUGAACAAAACUCUCAGCCGUCCUUUUAUAUGUCCGAUGAGUCAGGUCUGUAUCAAAAUACUGAUGUGGCACGUGUAAAGGGAAACAUCUGAAGAACAAAUGUGAAUAACUUUUUCAAUUAAAUAUCCAUGAAAUGAU